ACGUCAAAUAAUCUUAUUAUUUUGUAGGUCUUUUGAAAAAGUUAAUCAUAUUAAAAAGUAUUAAAUAAUCAUGUUAACCGCUGCGAAAGUUCGUAUUCAUGGAAUGCAAGAUGAGAAUUGGGUGAUAAAAGACAAGAUCAAUCAAUAUAGGGGUCUUAUAAAAUUGUAUGAGCGGGACCGCAAGAUCCAUGAAGGAGACUUGGCCAAACAAAAGAAGAGAUAUUUACGCGAUAUUCGGCAACUUCGUAAAGAUAUCACCACGAAGCGCGAAGAGCUCGGUGUUGCAGUUUAUGGAGACAAGCAAUUUUUAAGAAACGCUUUUCAAGAACAUAAGAGAUUACAACUUACGUAUAUGAAUAGUCAGGCUGACAUAGUAUUAGAAAGUAUUCAUCAAGAGAAUUUUAAUAAACGUAAGCAACUCGACAGGAUUAGAUAUACAAAAAAGAAAAAAAUGGAAAAGUUUCGUUUAACACAGUUAGAGUCAGCUGAGUUGCGUGAUCGCCUUAUAUACGAAGUUGGUGGAAAGUUACCAGCAGAGAAGAAAGAGCAAACUGUCGCUAAUUAUGUACAGCGAGCAAAUAUUAAAAAGAAUGCCGCCUUAGCCAUCAAGGUCAUGUAUAAGAAGAUAUUGGAUAUAUUGAAAAAGGAUUCAUCAUACUUUACAGUAGUACUGGAAGCUUUGAAAUUGGACUGUCGAGCACAGGGUAAAUGCUUAAUGGGCGCUACUGAAAUGGGUCAGCUUGCAAUGGAAUACCUAGAUGACAGGAAAUUUGAAUUUAGUAAACUGGAGAAGGAGAUCAAGGCCAAUAUGAAGGAGAGGGAGAGAACUCUGAAGUUGGUGCGACGUGAAGUGGCUUACUUGACAGAUUCAUUUCCAAAUUUAAUAAGGAAAGAAGAAGCAACAAAUCUUGACGAUCUAUAUGAAGACGAAGAUGUUGGCAGUAAACACUCUGUUCACUGGGAACUAGAGGAGGUGAUGUCAAUUUGUAAGGGCCUUCAAAAGGCUACCUUGGUAUCUUCUUUUGAACAAAUUAUUCUUAGAUUAAAGGAACAACACUACCAGACAGAGCGGCUUAUGAUGCAACUAACAUUGAACAGUUCGAAGAGAAAUGCUUUGAUUGAAGAUCGCAAGCACGCUAUAAUGAUGCUAGACUCUUUAAAGAACGUUGGUCAAGAGAGAACCGCUCAAUACCUUCAAGAAAAAAAUCAGCUCAAAGAACAGAUAGAAGCAGAAGAUCGUGAAGAAAGGAAUCUAACAAAAUCUUUGGAUGAAAAAGGAAAACUCAUAAUCGAAAUGAAGACCUCUUUGCAACAAAUUAACGAAUUACUUUCUAGCGUUGGAGCACCAAACGCACCGAGGCCCUUCACCAACGUCCCACCUGCCAUCCAAUACGCACUCGAAGAAAUGGUACAACCUAUUCCAGAACUCGAGGCUGAUUUUGACAAGCUGAUAUUGACAGCGAGGCAAAAAUUGAUCAUGUUGAUUCAAGCGGUGGCAAAGAUGGAGGUAACUCCAGAAAUAAAGGACAAUGCUAAGUCUUUUUACCAUAACAUCCUAGCGAGGUUCAUGAAGGAUAAUUAUAAGGAUGAAGUUGUUACUGAAGGAGGAUUGAUCGAAUUUGAAAUGGAAGACCCGAAUGUGCCUGGUCAUGCUGUCAUAAAACUCAGGAGUAAACAACUGGUGGACGCGCAAGUCAGCGAAUUUGACGUGCCCGACGCGCCUACUAAGAAAUGAAUUAUUAUUGUGUUAUUCAAUACUAUUUCUAUUGUUUUACAAAUUCAAUACACUUUAUUA
Molecule: messenger RNA, 1795 nt
Organism: Galleria mellonella (greater wax moth)
Lineage: Eukaryota; Metazoa; Arthropoda; Insecta; Lepidoptera; Pyralidae
Exons: 11
Coding region: 71-1735 (554 amino acids)
Biological process (GO): outer dynein arm assembly; cilium movement
Cellular component (GO): cilium
Source: RefSeq, a predicted model, not a curated record